Peromyscus maniculatus bairdii (prairie deer mouse) is the source of this 2381-nucleotide messenger RNA. It is a transcript of the gene Suds3, whose product is annotated as SIN3A corepressor complex component SDS3. NCBI's taxonomy places the organism in Eukaryota, Metazoa, Chordata, Mammalia, Rodentia, Cricetidae. The record is from RefSeq and is a predicted model, not a curated record.
CGACAUGAGCGCCGCGGGGUUGCUGGCUCCGGCGCCCGCCCCGGCUGCAGCGCCGCCCGCCCCGGAGUACUACCCGGAGGACGACGAGGAGCUGGAGAGCGCCGAGGACGACGAGCGCAGCUGCCGGGGUCGCGAGUCCGACGAAGACACAGAGGACGCCAGCGAGACAGACCUGGCGAAGCACGAUGAGGAAGACUACGUGGAGAUGAAGGAACAGAUGUACCAGGACAAGCUGGCAUCUCUGAAGCGGCAGCUGCAGCAGUUACAGGAAGGUACGUUACAGGAAUAUCAGAAGAGGAUGAAGAAGCUGGACCAGCAGUACAGAGAGAGGAUCCGGAACGCAGAACUCUUCCUCCAACUGGAAACCGAACAGGUGGAAAGGAACUAUAUUAAGGAGAAGAAGGCGGCGGUGAAGGAGUUUGAAGACAAGAAGGUGGAGCUGAAGGAGAACCUCAUCGCCGAGCUCGAAGAGAAGAAGAAGAUGAUAGAGAAUGAGAAGCUCACCAUGGAGCUGACGGGAGAUUCUAUGGAAGUGAAACCCAUCAUGACCAGAAAGUUGCGGAGGCGACCAAACGAUCCUGUCCCCAUUCCAGACAAGAGGAGAAAACCGGCUCCCGCUCAGCUCAACUACUUGUUAACGGACGAGCAGAUCAUGGAGGAUCUGAGGACGUUGAACAAGCUUAAGUCACCCAAGAGACCAGCUUCCCCGUCCUCUCCUGAACACUUGCCUGCCACACCUGCAGAGUCUCCAGCCCAGAGGUUUGAGGCUCGGAUAGAAGACGGCAAACUGUACUAUGAUAAAAGAUGGUACCACAAGAGCCAAGCCAUCUACCUGGAGUCAAAGGACAACCAGAAACUGAGCUGUGUGAUCAGCUCAGUGGGAGCCAAUGAGAUCUGGGUGAGGAAGACCAGUGACAGCACCAAGAUGAGGAUCUACCUGGGCCAGCUGCAGCGUGGGCUCUUCGUGAUCCGCCGGCGAAAAUUCUUAACUUACCGGGACUAGCUACUUGGCCUGGGACAUGGAGAGCGCUGUGGAGUCUUCCAAGGCACCCACACGGCCGGCCACCUCCAUCUCUGUCGCUCUUCCUGCCUCGGCUUCUUCCAGAGUCAGUCGCCAGAGACUGACUGUCGGGAGUAUUGGGGGUUUCCUCCACCUGCCUUUUAGUCCUUACUUUUUAUUUGAUUUUAUUAUUAUUAUUAUUAUUUUUUGUUUAUACUUGGUCCUUUUUUUAAACCCUCCUUUGAGUUUGAAGGGGAGCUCCUUUUAAUGAGUGUCUUGAGGUCUUUCUCCCAUGAGGAGCAGUGAGUGUGUUUUCCCGUCAGGAUCUGAUGGGUGGAUUGUGUGCCUGCUUCCCUCGGUAGGCCCGGAAGCGUGGGGCAGGAGAGCUCUCUUGGCUCCGCCUUCUUGGAGAAAUAAAGGAUGUGUAACAUCUCAUCUCCCUUGCUGAGUGACCGGAGCUUCAAUCUUCACCCUGGAGACUGCACAGUGGACGGGGCUGGGAGAGGGGAACAUGGCGCAUUCCCAACACGCUGGAGAGCCAGCCCACUCUGAAUGGUCUUGAAUGCACAUGAUUUAUUUAGACAUGCCUGUCCCUGUUCAGGGUGAAGAAGUGGUAAUUUCAGAAAUUUCCAUUUGUAAUUCCUCUCUCCGGCUCCCAGUGGCUGGAAGAUCACGUGCCCCACUGUGGUCCGGGUUUUCUCUGCUAGUCGGGGUGGCCAGGUGGGUGCACAGUAACCGGUCUGAUGUGACUGGAUCCACCACAGACCCCAACCUCCCCUCAGUUUGCCCACGUUGGUGACAGGGAGAGCCCUGUCAUGCUGCGGCCACCAACUCUGCUUUUCCUCGAGUGCCCCCAGUGAAGCUACCUGUCAUGGCGCUCCGUUCCUGCUCCGUUCCUGCCUGGGCUUCUCUUGAGUCGUGACUCACGGGGCGGGGCAGGGGAUUCUCUGUGCUCCAGCUGCCACCAUGCCGUGUGUAAAGAAGAGGUUGGAGCAACUGACCCCGUCCCUCUGGACUACCAGUAGGCUGUCCACGGUUUAGAAUCCCCCACCCCCGACCCCGAGACAGGGCUUUUCUGUGUAGGCCAGGCUGGUCUUGAACUCAGAGAUCCGCCUGCCUCUGCCUCCUGAGUGCUGGGAUUAAAGGCGUGCGCCACCACGCCCGGCUUUUAGAAGUCUUGACAAGUGAUCUGUUUUGCUCUUAGCCCCUUGGACUCCGUUCAUGUUGCCUCUUGAUGUUUCCAGCCACAGUAGUGGCUGUGACUCCAAGGAAAGACUUGUACAGACCUAUUGUUUUAAUUUAUAUCCACUCUCUCACGUUGGAGUUUUUAAGAAACCAUGAUAAAUGAUGAUGUUUAUUAAUUAAAAGUUGCCAAGUGGUC